Panicum virgatum (switchgrass) is the source of this 919-nucleotide messenger RNA. RefSeq names its product cell number regulator 10-like. The record is from RefSeq and is a predicted model, not a curated record. Bases 83 to 562 code for a protein of 159 amino acids. The transcript has a single exon. Lineage: Eukaryota; Viridiplantae; Streptophyta; Magnoliopsida; Poales; Poaceae.
CCAGCAACUCAGCAACACCGAGCAAACACACCACUGCUUCUCUGCUCAAAGGCAGCUAGCAUUAGAUCGUCGAGUCGAGACGAUGUAUCCGGCCAAGCCCGGCGAGGCGGCGGCGGCGGCGGCGGCGCCGGUGACCGGGGUCCCCGUGGGCGGCGUCCCCGCCGGGCAGUGGUCCUCGGGGCUGCUGGACUGCUCCGACGACUGCGGGCUGUGCUGCGUGACGUGCUGGUGCCCGUGUAUCACGUUCGGGCGCGUGGCGGAGAUGGUGGACCGUGGCGCGACGUCGUGCGGGACGAGCGGGGCGGUGUACGCGGUGCUGGCCUGCCUCAUGGGCCAGUGGAUCUACUCGUGCAUGUACCGCGCCAAGAUGCGCGCCCAGUUCGGGCUCCCCGAGGACCCCUGCUGCGACUGCUGCGUCCACUUCUGCUGCGAGCCCUGCGCGCUCUGCCAGCAGUACAAGGAGCUCAAGGCCCGCGGCUUCGACCCGGACCUCGGCUGGGAACUCAACGCCCAGAGGGCCAGCGCCAUGUACCCGCCCGCCGCACAGGGCAUGGGCCGCUGAACUUGCUACUUGCUCAUCAUGGACGAUCUCAUCUCAUAAUCUCAGUCAUCCGUGCUGAUGAUGGUCAUCAGUCGACGAGUUUAUUUAAUUUGCUGCUUCGAAUUAUAUUCGUGCAUGGUGGAUUGUACUACGUACGUACUGCUAUGUGUUUAUUUCAUUACUUGUGUGUGUGUUUGGUCUCUUGCAUCAGCCAGCAAAAAGAAAUGUGCAUGUAAACAUCAUCAGUACGGAGUGAUGUACGUUUCCUUUUUCUUUUGUUACUACUACAUAUUUCUUUUCUUUUUUUUGAAAGGACUACUACAUAUUUCUUGGUUCUUCCAUGGUUUGGAAUAAAAAAAUGUAGAUUUUAAGUGAUCC